AUGCCUGCUGCCCCGGUUAAGACCUCUGUGCCCAGCGCCAGCUCUGUGCUUGUUCCCGAGACCUUGCUGAAGAAGCGGAAGUCGGAUGUCAAGGCCCGCGAGGAGAAGCAGGCCAAGGCGGUUGAGCUCCGCAAGGCCCGCAAGCAGAAGCGCUCUGUUGUAUUCAAGCGUGCCGAGCAGUACGUGAAGGAGUACAAGGCUCUCGAGCGUGAGCAGAUCCGUCUCCGUCGCGUGGCCAAGUCCAAGGGUGACUUUUAUGUUCCUGGUGAGCCGCGCGUUGCAUUUGUUGUGCGUCUCCGUGGUAUUAGCAACAUUGCACCCAAGCCCAAGAAGAUUCUGCAACUUCUCCGUCUCUUGCAGAUCAACAAUGGUGUGUUUGUGAAGCUCAACAACGCCACUAUGCAGAUGCUCAGGCUCGUUGAGCCCUACGUUGCUUACGGCGAGCCUAACCUCAAGACCAUCCGCGAGCUUCUCUACAAGCGUGGCUACGCAAAGAUUAACAGGCAACGCAUCCCCAUCACUGACAACAACUUGAUUGAGGAGCACCUCGGCAAGUACGGUAUCAUCUCUGUGGAGGAUAUUGUGCACGAGAUCGCGACUGCGGGCCCCAACUUUAAGGCUGCCACCACUUUCCUGUGGCCUUUCAAACUUUCCAGCCCUACCGGCGGCUUCAGGAGGAGGAAGUUUAUCAACUUUAUCCAGGGUGGUGACGCUGGCGACCACGAGUCUAACAUUAACCGCCUCGUUCGCCGCAUGAACUAA
Malassezia vespertilionis is the source of this 762-nucleotide messenger RNA. RefSeq names its product 60S ribosomal protein L7 (gene RPL7). The transcript is spliced from 3 exons. Gene Ontology annotation, biological process: maturation of LSU-rRNA from tricistronic rRNA transcript (SSU-rRNA, 5.8S rRNA, LSU-rRNA). Bases 1 to 762 code for a protein of 253 amino acids. NCBI's taxonomy places the organism in Eukaryota, Fungi, Basidiomycota, Malasseziomycetes, Malasseziales, Malasseziaceae. Gene Ontology annotation, cellular component: cytosolic large ribosomal subunit. The record is from RefSeq and is a predicted model, not a curated record. Gene Ontology annotation, molecular function: structural constituent of ribosome; RNA binding.